AUGAGACAGGUUCAAUCGAAUGCCAGCGACAAUGAGUACCAGCAUGCUCUUGAGGUUGUCUUCGAUCCUCAAAACGCGUACCGCCGAAAAUCCUCCCUCGUUGCCUCAGAGGCGAUUCCUGUCCCGCAUAUGAAGAAUACAGAAUGCUACGUACAUGCAUUGUUAGAAGAGCAGAGGAAUCUGGGACGCUCAUCGACUGGCGCUCUAGACAAUAUAGCCGAAACUCUUGGAGAACAUAGAAUUGCCAACGGGGAAGAUUCUAUAGUCGAGCCCAAGACAGGUUGCGAAGAAGACAGUGUGCUAGGGCAAGAAGACGAGCAAGCAUGGAAAGAAAGGCUCCAGGCAAAAUAUCAGGAAUCCACAAAUGGCGACAGCAAGUCAGUGACGCCCAAGCAGACAGAACCAAAUGAAGUGCACAGUCGGCUAUUAACGAAGAAACAACUCUCAGAUAUGGCAUGGGGAGUCCGAGAACUAAGCAAACGGUUAGGAAGCGUACGGUUGAAAUUAAAGGUCAAGACUGUAUUCCUUCUCACGAAGGCUCAUGACGAGACACUUAUUUGGAAUACGAGGGAGGUCGCAAAGUGGUUGCUCAGUCCGGACCGACAAGUACGAUAUACGGUAUGGGUGGAGAAUACAAUGGAAGCGAACAAGAAGUUCGACGCCAAAGGCCUCUUAGAGGAGCUAGAGAAAGAAUAUACCCAGAAAAAUGGCGAGCGUGAUGGGGACAAGAAGCUAGAGAAGAGGCUGAGGUACUGGACCAACGAUAUGUGUAGAACUAGGCCACAUACGUUUGAUUUUGUGGUAACAUUAGGAGGUGAUGGAACCGUUUUAUAUGCGAGUUGGCUGUUUCAACGUAUUGUACCACCAGUCUUGAGCUUUGCAUUGGGGAGUCUGGGGUUCUUGACAAAAUUUGAUUACGCCGAAUUUCAAGAUAUCCUCACGAAGUCAUUUAGAGAUGGCGUUACAAUCAGCUUAAGGUUACGAUUUGAGGGAACCGUGAUGAGGAGUCAAAAAAGGAAGGGAUCUGUUCUGAAAGAAGGAGAAAGCGAACUAGAAGAUGGGGAAACAGACCUAAGUCGGGAUCUGGUUGAAGAAUUAGUUGGGGAGGAGAAGGAAGACGAGAGAACACAUCGACCUGAUGGCACAUACGAGAUCUUGAACGAUAUCAUCGUUGACCGAGGUCCAAAUCCAACUAUGUCUUCGACCGAAAUCUUCGGCGAUGACGAAUACUUCACAUCUGUCCAAGCAGAUGGACUCUGCAUCGCCACACCCACAGGCUCAACAGCCUAUAACCUCGCCGCAGGUGGCUCCCUCUGCCAUCCCGAAAACCCCGUCAUCCUCGUAACAGCCAUCUGCGCGCACACUCUCUCCUUCCGACCCAUCAUCUUACCAGACACGAUCGUACUCCGGAUCGGUGUCCCCUACGAUGCUCGAGCCAGUAGUUGGGCGAGCUUCGACGGCAGAGAGAGAGUAGAGUUACGGCCCGGGGAUUAUGUUACGAUUAGCGCGAGUCGAUACCCAUUUGCGAAUGUUAUGCAGCGGGGAAGGAGGUCGGAAGAUUGGGUUAAUAGCAUUAGUGGAAAGUUGGGGUGGAAUACAAGGCAGAGGCAGAAGCAGUAUAAGGAAUGGUCUGUAUGA
This is a messenger RNA of Lachnellula hyalina, 1638 nucleotides long. Its product is annotated as putative kinase. NCBI's taxonomy places the organism in Eukaryota, Fungi, Ascomycota, Leotiomycetes, Helotiales, Lachnaceae. Gene Ontology annotation, biological process: NAD+ metabolic process; NADP+ biosynthetic process. The transcript is spliced from 3 exons. Gene Ontology annotation, molecular function: NAD+ kinase activity. The coding region runs from base 1 to 1638 and encodes 545 amino acids. The record is from RefSeq and is a predicted model, not a curated record.